Molecule: messenger RNA, 2690 nt
Organism: Pogoniulus pusillus (Red-fronted tinkerbird)
Lineage: Eukaryota; Metazoa; Chordata; Aves; Piciformes; Lybiidae
Gene: SESN2
Product: sestrin 2
Exons: 9
Coding region: 159-1529 (456 amino acids)
Biological process (GO): cellular response to leucine starvation; regulation of response to reactive oxygen species; positive regulation of macroautophagy
Cellular component (GO): nucleus
Molecular function (GO): L-leucine binding; oxidoreductase activity, acting on peroxide as acceptor
Source: RefSeq, a predicted model, not a curated record
GGUGGUGUCCCAGAUGGUUCUCCUGUGGCACCGAUAGUGCCCUGCUUUCGUCACCGCCUGGGGAGGCCAAGCCCAAUCUGCUCCCCAGUGCCCGCAGCAGCCAAACAAACAACCCAGCCUGGCACGGGCUGAGCUGCCAGGGCUGCGUGGGGUCCGACAUGGAGCCCCCCCAGCCCCCCGAGAGCGGGCAGGCAGGCAGCGGGAGCGGCCGGCGGUGCCCAUACCGGGCAGGGAGGAGGCUGCAUGGGAUCCCGCAGCAGGGAGCGGAGGGCAGCCUGCGCCAGCUGCUGGUCGAGGCGCUGCUGUCGGCGGGCAGGGUGGACAGCGUCAGCAUGGUGAUGGGGCUGCACCCGCAGUACCUCAGCAGCUUCUGGAAGACUCAGCGCCUGCUGCUGCGCAUGGACGGGCCCCUGCCCUACCACAAGCGCCACUACAUCGCCAUUAUGGCAGCAGCUCGGCACCAGUGCACCUACCUGGUGAGUCUGCACACGGAGGAGUUCCUGCAGGUGGGGGGCAACCCAGCCUGGCUGCAGGGCCUGCACUGUGCCCCCCCAAAACUGAGGAACCUCAACGAGAUCAACAAGCUGCUGGCACACAGGCCCUGGCUCAUCACCAAGGAGCACAUCGAGGCUCUGCUGAAGCCAGGAGAGGACAGCUGGUCGCUGGCGGAGCUGGUGCAGGCCCUGGUGCUCCUCACCCACUACCACUCGCUGGCAUCCUUUGUCUUCGGCUGUGGCAUCAGCCCCAAGGAGGAGCAGGAUGGGGGGCAGGGCUGCCAGCCCCCCUCGCCCCACAGCAAAGGCAGCCCUGCCUCUGACGACAGCAUGGAGGGCUCUGGGGGCAGAGAUGCCAUGCAGGAGGUGGAGGUGCUGAUGGAGAGGAUGAAGCUGCUGCAGGAGAGCCAGCUGGAGGAGGAGGGCAUCACACAGGAGGAGCUGGAGACACGCUUUGAGCUGGAGAAGACAGAGAGCUUGCUGGUUGCUCCCUCAGAGGUGGCAGAGCAGUGCCCAGGCUCCAGUGUCCUCUGCUUCGUGGAGGACCCUGAGUUCGGCUACAAGGACUUCACACGCAGGGGUCAGCAGGCCCCCCCCACCUUCCGGGCACAGGACUACACCUGGGAGGACCACGGCUACUCCCUGAUCAACCGCCUGUACCCCGAGGUGGGGCAGCUGCUGGACGAGAAGUUCCAGGUGGUCUACAACCUGACCUACCACACCCUGGCCUCGCUGCGCGGGGUGGACACCUCCGUGCUGCGCAGAGCCAUCUGGAACUACGUCCACUGCGUCUUUGGCAUUCGCUACGACGACUACGACUACGGGGAGGUGAACCAGCUGCUGGAGCGCAGCUUGAAGGUCUACAUCAAGACUGUGGCUUGCUACCCGGAGAAGACCACCAGGAGGACCUACACCCAGUUCUGGAGACACUUCAAGCACUCAGAGAAGGUCCAUGUCAACUUGCUGCUGCUGGAGGCUCGGAUGCAGGCAGCUCUGCUCUAUGCCCUGAGAGCUGUCACCCGCUACAUGACCUGACCAGACCCUGCUCCCUCCUCCUCCUCCUCCUGCCCCGUGGCUGGGGGAGAGGCCAGGAGGGAGCUGGCACCUUGAAGACUUCGUUGGAAUCUUGCCUGCCCCAUUCCGGGGCCUGGAGCUGUGGGAGGAAGCUUGGGGCCUCCCUGCCCCUCCCAGGAGAGGGUGCCCCUCCCAGGAGUGGGAACCCCUCAAGAAGCUGUCAGUGUUGGGGACCUCCAGAGUGCUGUCUUGGGCCUGGCAGGGCACCACUGCUCCCUGUCUGCCUUGGGAUUAGCCCAGACAAAGCCAGGCUGAGGUGCCCGUGGGUGCUGCCCUCACCAUGCACUGCUGGUGUCACACCUCUGUGCCAUGUCCUGGCACCAAGAUUGCCAGCACUGAGGACCCUCCUUGGGUACUGUGGGCCUUGUCCCUGCUUCUUGUGCUGCAGCAGAUGUAGCUGCCAGGGUGGUGCCCUGGAACACUCCACCCACCUCAUGCCCAGGGAAGGCAGCACAGAGGUGGUGGGAAAGGUCUGGGCAGCCUUGGUGCCACUUUCCUUGGAGCUGAAACUCCCAUGCUGGGGUCUGUGUGGUUGGGGAGGAGGCUGUGACUUCAUCCUGCCCUGGCCAGGGGCUUUCUGCUGCCUUCAGUGCCUGCUGUGACAUGAGGAUGUCCCCUCCGUGGACCCCAGCCCUGCAGUGGGGGUGGUGAAGCUGCAGGAGGGCUCUGGGACUUGAGGUGCCCUUGAGCUGGGCAGGGAGGGGUCACAGCCCCUGUGCUUGGUGCCUGCCUUUGCCUCGUGUUCACCCCCUGGCCCAUCUCUGCCUCCUCAGCUUGCUGGGCUGGGGCGUGGAGCUGCCUGCAGCUGCCCUGCUGCCUGUUCUGAGGGUGGCAGGGUGGGAUGUGGGGGCACCUGUGGCUUCCCCCAGCUGUGCCAGAGCACUUCCAGCAGUGCAGGUCGCUGGAAGGUGCCUGGCAGGGAGAGCCUCCCCCAGCUCCCAGCCCUGCCCCAGGAGCGUCAGCUGCCAGGAGGCCACUGCUGGCCUCUGCGCCAACCACGGCUCCAGCUAAAUUCUUUCUGUGGGGUCUGGGGGCACUUCCGUGGCGCCUGUGUGGGCGUGGCAGCAUGGCUGUGACUGCUGUGGCUCUCGUUUGGACAAAUAAAGUUCUUUCAGGGUUUUU